Molecule: messenger RNA, 4709 nt
Organism: Phytophthora nicotianae INRA-310
Lineage: Eukaryota; Oomycota; Peronosporomycetes; Peronosporales; Peronosporaceae
Exons: 5
Coding region: 383-4636 (1417 amino acids)
Source: RefSeq, a predicted model, not a curated record
CAUAAAUCAUGACUGGACAUCCUAAAAUCGAGCCGGAUCCAAUAAACUCGCGGAAUGCGCUCUGCAGGCACCAGCACGCUGCCCGGGGCAAGUUGCUUUGCUGAACGCUAGACCAGCAAAAAAGACCAACCCACGCAUGGAUACUUGUAUGACAGGCAAAUUAGUCCCUCGAGUUCGAAGAGGACGUGGACGGAUAUCAUCGUGGUCGGUCCACCAAAAUCGCGCAAUAGAGAACACCAGAACUUGAAACGAUGUCGGCAACAUUUGACACGCGGUCGUUGACUACGCAGCAUUUAUUUUUGUACCGCUGGGCUAAGAGGCGGCAUGAUCGCUACGACAUGUCAUAUUUACCCUUUAUUUACUUCGAUCGGCGUCAACUAUCAUGCAAGUGGGAGGGCGACUUCAACAUCCGCACGGAAAAUUCCGAGCUGGUGGACGUCGUGCUUACAUGAACUGGGAGUCCGGCGAGCUCUCGUCCAAAGAGGAGAAGCAAACGCAAACGGAAUUGGGUCUGGUUUCGGCUGGGAAGACGCGUUUUGUGACGCCUCGCCUCGUUCUAGGCAAUGAUGAGAAUACAGACAUGCCAUUCGCUAGAGCGUUUGCCGAUCUUUGCCAGCUCAUUCGUUCACCAGCACUGCAGGAGUCGUUACUGAUUGUUUUUGGUCAUGACACCGAGACGCAUCAAUAUGAACUCGAGCGCAAGAUUCGUGAAGAUGAGGCGUCAGAGUCCAUCGAUGACCAACUGCGUGUAUUCUUCGAUACUGUGCUGGCUUCGUUAAUACAGGAACGCGAGACGACUUUUGUUAAUACCAUCCACGAGUGCGUUCAACAGGAAAUGCAGACUCAACAAGUAGUCAUUCAAAACCAGCAGCAACGCAUAACUCAACUCACACAUCAAAUAAUGGAAUGGGAGAAGCAGGUGGCCCAUUUGAAAGGUAAAGUCGAUCGGCGAGUAGCCGAAAACAACGCUCUACGCAAGGAGCAGUACAGACAAUUGCUUAUGUUACGAGAUAUCAUGAGCAAACAAGGGACAGAACCGGGUGCGUUAUCAGCUCUGAACGAGGCUAUUGCUACAGUUUUAGUCGGUAAGCAGACACCAGCAUCGGACACCGCGCAGACUAACGAACUGGAUCAAUCCAGAAAUUCUGGACGUGGUUGGUCAGCCAAUGCAAACACGCAGGUCUUACAUCGCGAGAAGGAGAAAUGGGAACAACGUGCCCGAGAGGCUGCGCUCGAGUGUCAACAACUGCGAGAUAGAGUUGCUUCUUUGACACAAGAGAACACUAGAUAUCGAGCUAAUGAAUCCACGCCCUGGUUCUUAAAACCCGAGAAUGCCAUUGCAGAGCGAAGGCGAAUCGCAGACGCGGUGCGUUCGUAUCAAGGCAAUUGGGAAGAGAUUGGUGAUUCACUCGUUGAACUUCUGAACAACGAUAUUCUAUGGGCGGCAGUGGAGAAAAGUGCUCGUCGCGGCAAUCGACGUAGUGCAAGAGGCCUUGAGGCGAUGCUAACGAAUCUUGAUAGCAAUACACAGACUGCUUCUAUUGAACAAGAGAAUAAUCUGGAGAAAGACGAGGACCCAGGCGUUCAUCAACUUGGCAGAAGACAGUCAUCAGAGCUCGGCCGUUUAAUUCCUUGUAGAGCAUGCAGCGGGGUCGGGUAUAUCCACACGGAUCGAGAUGAUGGCGCGAAUGAUGCAGAUUCGUAUCUUCGUAAAACACUCGAGCAGGUUUUGGAGCUGAAGACCCAACUAGAGAAAGCGAACACCACCACACUGGCACUUGAGGGACAACUUCAGUUAUCGACUAUGCACGCUGCAGAGUUGCAGGAGAAGAUUCAACAAGCAGAGCUUAUCAAGUCAAGUGCAGUGGAUAGUUGUCUUCAGACUGACUUGGAUGAAGAGGAGGGUAUUGAUGUGGAUGAGAUCAUGAGCUCAGCUUACGGCCAGGGCAAUCCAACCAUUAGACCCGGCAUAGCGUCGCGUCAACAUCGACGAAAUGUACAAUACGAUAACUUGAUUGUCGAGUUAAAGAGCACCCUUGCGGUUAAGGAUGAAGGUCUGACUGAAAGCAGGAAAGCGUUGGAAGUAGCGCAGGAAAGAAUGGUGACUUUACAACGCGCUCUACAGAAGGAGAAAGAUGCACACGCUCAAGAGCUGGCGAUGCUGAAAACCUCGUUGGCUUUCUCACUGAAGACUGGCAAUACCAAGAUCGAAGAGCGACAAGCAGCUGUGAAGCUCCUGAUGAAAAAAUUCGCCGUGAAAUCGCCCGUAAAGGAGGUUAACCUUCUUCCUCCAAUGGACGAGUCCAAGCACGAAGAAGACGAUAAUGAAGAUGAUAUAGGUGAUAAUUCGAAAGUGGAGUCGACUACAAGUGAACAAGUUACUGAUCAGAAUGAGGUUAAGAGAAUGGAAGCCCUGGUUGAACGCUACGCGAAAGAUAUAAUUCGUGUAAAGAAGGAGCAUGAGACCCAGCAAGAAUUACUGAAAAAGGCUGAGGCAGAGAUCGCAGAGGAAGACGAGAAACGAAGUCGGACCAACAGUAUUUCUCAAGGCAGUCUGGUCGUCAGCAUGGCGUCACAUCCUCGCGACUUGUUCAAGGCACUUUCCACCGCUCAAGCGGAUAUUAUGAAGCAGCGUCGAGCAUCGCAACGCUCGUCAGCGCUUCAGACCGAUCGGCUGUUAACACUAACAACGCAUUUAGGUCACAUGUCGGAGGAGCUUUGCACGCUGCGGAAACGAAAUCUAGCUGAGGUGGAAUUCUGGAAACUGGAAUGUGAAAAGCUCCAGAAUACCAACAAAGCGCUAGAAGCGGAACAACAAAUUUAUCAGAAACAAUUACAAGAAGCACGCAAUCAAGCGGAAUCAGUCGAAUUCAACACGGCUGGGGGUUGUUCAAUCUGUGAAAAGCACAAGAAGAGACUGAUGCUGAUUUCGAAUGAGCUUUUGAACCAAGCACAACUUAUCCAGACUGACCCAGAGGUUGAGGUGCCUGCUCCGUCAACGCUAACAGAAGCAGAACGAAAACAUGUCAGCAAUGCGUUAUUGGAUUUAGAGAAUAUUUACGCUGGAAUGACUGGAACAAAGCAGCAACUCGCACGAGAAUUGGUCGCUGCGCAUCUCGGUAACGUGCUCAGUCCACGGUCUAGACGUACAACGAUUGCCAACGCGAAGUCGGAAUCGAAGGACGCAAAACCGAGCAAUCAAACUAUAGUUAAAGAAGGAGGAUCGCCACUAUCGACCCGAAGUACACAAGGUUCACCAAGGAAAAACUUUACUAGUACGAAGGGCUCGAAGUCUAGUCGCCAAUUGAAAACAACUGAAGCUGUCGAGAAUAAGCCGAAAGUAAACCCGCCGCAACAGAUUCAAAAAUCCACAACUGAAACAAAUACUGACGUGGCUGUCAGCAAUGAUACCUGUGGGAACGAAACCACGCUUGAGAGUGCUUUGCAAAGGAAAAAGCUGGUACAUGAGGUUUUUGAAGGUGGUGAUACUCUACCGACAAAACGAGGUCUUGCACAGACACCUGAAAUGCCCGAAAUCGACUGUGUAGUGGAAGAAAAUGUUGAAUCUGGGGCUGAUAAUAACGCUGGUACAAGCACGCAUUCUGCCGACUUGCGCACUACUAAUUGUACAUCUUUCGAAGAUCAAGACGUGUCUGCAUCUGACGAUGAGGCAAUUUCGGCUCUCAGUGUGGAAGAAUCGUCAUUAUUGAACAGUGACGCUGAUAUCGAGCGUGACCCUGAGGUGAUUCAACAGCUUCGAGUGCUGAUCAACCAAAGUUCAGUAGCUAAAGGACAAUACGCCGUUAGAAACUGGCAAGUUUUGGUGUUCCGAGUAAUUUGUCUGUCCAGCGAGAAGCGACUCGAUCAGAUAAAACGCAGAGCCGAUAGACGAUCGAAGAUUCAACCCGAUGGAACUUUCCGUUUGACCAACUACAAGAUAAAUACUAUGUGUGAUGCCAUGACAAGGAUCGUUCAGCAGCGCAAGGGUGCUUUGGAUGGUGCCAUAUCAACCCAAUCUAUCGCGCGAAACGACCUUAAAAAGGCCCAAGCACAUUUGCUUCAUGGUGUAUCCAUGCUUCUUGAUAAUUUGAGCGGAAAGGGAAAGUCAAGAAUUGAACUUAACGAGUUCCUGUACCCAAUUCAGGGUGGUUCUCCUAGGAGAAGUCCAACUAGCAAUCGUCCCCUGUAUCCGUACGCGAAAGUUCAUAUGAACCAUAUUCCACAAACUCAACAGAUCCCGACGUCAACCUUUCCAGCUUUAGCCAGUCCUUCCUUGGAUCAAGAACGAAGCAAUCGGUCCGAUUACACUGGCGGAAAAUCUCCUCAAAAUUCGAGGGGAGAAGAAGGAUAUCAACUGCCACAACGACUCACUAAAUCUGCGGGGCCACGUCCAUUCAACUUAGUUCAUUCAUCCAUUUGCGCGCUCCGAGGAUCUAUGCCAUUCCCUGACUCAGCUCACACUUGGAGUAGUAAAGAAUCCGAAGGAAGUGCGACCUCAGUGACCAAUUUUGUGCAACAGCGACCGGUAAGGCCACAUUCAUCUCCUGCUGGUCCACGGUUCAUGUCUCCUCGCUCUCAAGAGUUAAUGUCAUCAGCUUCUUCACUUCAUACAACCGAGAAGAUCGUUGAAGCCUAAAUCCAGCACAUCGUCCAGAUAAAAAAUCUGGACGAUGUGCUGGAUAAUAUUAUAUGAUAGUUAUUAUUUUUUC